Molecule: messenger RNA, 1283 nt
Organism: Dermacentor andersoni
Lineage: Eukaryota; Metazoa; Arthropoda; Arachnida; Ixodida; Ixodidae
Source: RefSeq, a predicted model, not a curated record
CAAUUCAUCGCGUGUCUUUUCCUUCCUGGACUGGCGACUACGCCACUGACCGCACCUUCAUAUUUACCAACCCAUCUCAGCGUGGAUGUAUCAGGCGCUCGUCAACGAGCCACUGCCAUCGCUUCACCCGUCUUUGGAACGACACACUCGUCCUUGGAUUAUCUGCCCCUCGCAACCGAAUGGGAAGCCCCAUCGCAUCCAACAUCACUACUAGGGCCAGCUAUAAAACAGGAGCAGCCACCAGUGGCACUUUGUGGGCUUGGCGGCUUUGCCACUGCGCAGGCCACUAAUCCUUUCGUCUUCGUAAUGCAGGUUGGUGAACGUUUCAGCCUCUUUGCCAAAAAGUCUAACAACUACUUCUUAGUACAGCUGCCAAGCCCACAGUGCCUUAACGCUGUUCUUGCUGAUUGUUUUCAUGUCGUUUUUUCGCUGUUACUCCUACUUUCCGGUGAUAUAGAAACUAACCCCGGUCCGGAUACUGCAGCUAUCCUCGCAGAGCUAAAGAAGAUAUCUACUGGCCAGUCCAAGCUUAUUUCUGAAGUUCAAGAUCUAAAAUCUCAGUUAUUAGCGACAGACAGAAAUGUAUCUGACCUAGGCAAACGUAUGACCGAACUUGAGAGCCAUUACGAAAGCCUUGUAACACUUAAAACAGACACAGAAGUUCUCCGCGCCGACGCAACUAAAGCUACUCGCUUAAUUUCAAAACUAGAGGCACGUUUCGAUGAUGCGGAAAACCGAACGCGACGUAACAACUUGGUAUUCUACGGACUCCCUGAAACUACACCCGAAUCGUACGCACAAUCAGAACAACUUAUCAUUAAACAUUGCCGCGAGCAUUUAGAUAUACACAUUGACACGAAAGAGAUAGAGCGCGCCCAUCGUCUCGGACGUCAUUCGAACGACAAACCCCGUCCAAUAAUAACAAAAUUCACAUUUUUCAAAACAAAAGAAACUGUCCUGUCGAGCGCCCGGAAACUAAAAGGUACCAAUUAUAGUAUUGGCGAAGAUUUUUCUCGUGCAGUUCGAAUUGCUCGCAGCCAGCUCGUUGCAUUUGCCAGAAAGCAAUCUGCCCCAUUUAAUCUGCGCUACAAAACCCUGCACAUCGGACAGAAGCGCUACGUGUUUGAUAGCGUAUCUGAAACUGUAAGAGAAGUGUUAUAGCAAUCGUCCGCCCGGAAAAAUGUGAUUACCCGCCCCCAAACCAUGCCAAGAAAUAAUAUUUCAUUGUCUGUUAUAUUCACAAAUAUUCGCAGUUUCCUACCUAAGCGUGAACUCGUGUCUAA